AUGGCUGCUCGAUCACGUAUCGAUGAUAUUUCCAGUCCGUACUAUCUGCAUCCAUCUGAUGGUCCUGGUCUUGUUCUGGUGUCGUCGUUACUCCGGGAAGACAAUUACGCCGCUUGGAAUCGUGCGAUGAUGAUCUCGUUGACGGUCAAGAAUAAAUUGGGGUUUAUCGAUGGAUCGAUCACAAAACCUCCGGCUGAUGAAGCGCUUCUCCUUAAUGCUUGGGUUCGGAACAACAGCAUUGUUAUAUCUUGGAUCCUCAAUGCAAUUUCUCCGGAUAUACAGGCUAGUGUUAUGUAUUCUGAAUCUGCACAUGACAUAUGGAAUGAUUUGAAAAUUAGGUUUUCUCAAACCAAUGGUCCGCGAAUUUUUCAAUUACGCCGGGAAUUGGCUAAUUUGACUCAAGAUCAGCAGUCGGUAAAUGUCUAUUUUACUAAGCUCAAAGCAAUCUGGGAUGAGCUUGACAAUUUUCGGCCGACGUGCACAUGUGGUCGCUGCUCUUGUGGUGGUGUUGACAAAUUACAAGAUCAUCAUCAUAUCGAACAUGUUAUGUCUUUUCUCAUGGGGUUAAAUGACUCUUUAGCCUCUACUCGAGGACAAAUUCUGCUCAUGGAUCCACUUCCUCCAAUUAACAAAGUGUUUGCUCUUGUUUCUCAAGAAGAGCGGCAUAGGUCUGUUGCUGUGACUUCUUCUUCCGACGUUCAACAUUCUUUAGCCUUUGCUGCUCGUGGUAUCCAGACAAAUCAGUUUGUUCGAAGGCCUCAAAAUAAUCAGUUUUAUGGUACCACUUCUCAGAGGAAAGACAAGAUUUAUUGUACUCAUUGUCACAAGACUGGGCAUACUGUCGAGAAGUGCUACAGACUUCAUGGAUUUCCACCGGGAUAUCAGCCUCGGCAGAAACCUGGCAUGACUUCAAACCAAUCCAGUCAAACCAAAUUUGCAGUCAAUCAAGUUUCUGAUAUUGUUCAUUCAGAUGCUUCACUUAAUUCAGGGAGUCUUUCUCAAUCUCUUCCUUCUUCUGAUAAUUUUCUUGAUGCUAUGACUGCCUCUCAAUGUCAACAGUUGUUGUCAUAUGUUUCUUCUCACUUGGCAAAUAAGGCCAAUCAGCCACCCCAUGACAAGAAUUCAGAAAUUUUUGACACUUCUCACAUUUCUCGUGUGACAGGUAUUUGUUUAUUUAAUGCUUUGCAUACUCCUUCGUUUAUGCCUCAUCAUUGGAUCUUAGAUUCAGGGGCUUCUCGUCACAUUUGUCACAACAAAUCUCUGUUCUUAAAUAUGAAAUCAGUUUCUAAUGCUCGAGUUGUUUUACCUGAUUCUUCCAUGGUUCUAGUUAAUUGCAUUGGUGAUGUUCAGCUUACCACUCACUUGGUGCUACAUAAUGUUUUUUAUGUGCCAGAAUUUAAGUUCAAUCUGGUCUCUGUGAGUGCCUUACUACAUGGUAGCUCAUAUGUUGUUAUUUUUGAUGAGUUCUCUUUCUCUAUUCAGGACAGAUUGAUGACGCAGAUUGGCAAGGGUAACAAAGUUCAAGGAUUAUAUGUUUUAGAUCCUGUUUCUGCAUCUCCUAUUGAACAUGCUUUUUGUAAUAAAAUUUCUGCCACUGUGUGGCAUCAUCGACUUGGGCAUAUUCCUCAGCCUAAGCUCGCUUUUUUAGCCAAGAAAUUUUCUUUAUCAGUGGACAAAAUUUCUGAAUCUUCUUGUUGCUAUGUUUGUCCUUUAGCAAAACAAAAGAGGUUACACUUUUCAAAUAGUUCUUCUGUUUCCACUGCUAUGUUUGAUCUUAUACAUUGUGACAUAUGGGGACCUUUUAAAGUUCCUUCUUACUCUGGUUUUCACUAUUUUGUUACUUUAGUUGAUGAUUAUUCCAGGUUUACUUGGGUCCAUUUGCUCAAAACCAAGUCUGAAGUUAUCACCGUGGUUCCACGAUUUCUUAAAAUGGUUUUAAACCAGUUUGGUAAGUCUAUCAAAGUCUUCAGGUCAGAUAAUGCUUAUGAGCUUCAAUUUAAAUCAUUAUUUGAUGAACUUGGUGUCAUUCAUCAAUUUUCAUGUGUAUAUACACCUCAACAAAAUGCUAUUGUUGAGAGAAAACAUCAACACAUUCUUAAUGUUGCUAGGUCAUUGUUUUUUCAAUCUCACAUUCCUAUUACAUAUUGGAGUGAAUGCAUCCUUACUGCUGUUUUCUUGAUCAACAGAAUCCCUGCUCAUAAUCUCAAUGAUUUGUCUCCUUAUGAAUUAUUAUAUCCUGCCAAACCUUUUGAUUAUCACUCUCUCAAAUCUUUUGGUUGUCUUGUUUUUGCUACUGAUGUUUCUGGUCAUAAAUCUAAGUUUGAUCCUAGGGCCAAUGCUUGUGUUUUCUUGGGCUAUCCCUCUGGUAUUAAAGGUUACAAAUUGUUGGAUCUUGUAUCCCACAAAGUUUUCAUAUCCAGAGAUGUGAUCUUUCAUGAAAACAUUUAUCCUUUUACAAAUAAGUCCUCUUCUUCUGAAUUUAUUUCCACUGAUUUUUCCCCUCUCCCUCCUUCUGUCAUUCCUUCUUUUCAUCAUGACUCUAUUUCAGAGCCUUAUCCAUCUGUCUCUGUUUCAGUUCCACCCAUCUCUUCUCCGUCAAAUAUGCCAGUUGUUCAGCCAAUUGUUCCUCUUAGAAAAUCCUCUAGACAUAUAAAACCUCCUACCUACUUAUCUGACUUCAAAUGCAAUGCAGUUACCACUUCCACUCCUCUUUAUCCUAUCUCCAAAUUCACUGAUCUAUCUCAGCUUUCCCCUUCUUACCAAACUUUUAUUUUAAACAUAUCUGAUGAGGAUGAGCCUGCUACUUAUAAAUUGUCCGAGUUUCCUAAAAAGUAA
This is a messenger RNA of Erythranthe guttata (spotted monkey flower), 2835 nucleotides long. The record is from RefSeq and is a predicted model, not a curated record. Lineage: Eukaryota; Viridiplantae; Streptophyta; Magnoliopsida; Lamiales; Phrymaceae.